This is a messenger RNA of Cotesia glomerata, 6096 nucleotides long. RefSeq names its product serine-rich adhesin for platelets-like. The coding region runs from base 579 to 5114 and encodes 1511 amino acids. Gene Ontology annotation, molecular function: transmembrane receptor protein tyrosine kinase activity; ATP binding. The transcript has 8 exons. Gene Ontology annotation, biological process: multicellular organism development; protein phosphorylation; cell surface receptor protein tyrosine kinase signaling pathway. The record is from RefSeq and is a predicted model, not a curated record. Gene Ontology annotation, cellular component: signaling receptor complex. Lineage: Eukaryota; Metazoa; Arthropoda; Insecta; Hymenoptera; Braconidae.
CAGUGCGGCAUGGACUUGUGCGCCAACCGCUUCCUUAUAAAAUACAGGUAGCUCGUGUAAAUAAUUGUUUAAAAAACAAUAACAAUUAAAAACAAUACUUAUAUGUCAAAUGGAAUGAUAAAAGUUUUAUAAAUAUUAAAUUGACAUUAAAAAAACAAACAGUUGUAAUACGUCGUAAUUACAGAUUAGUUAUUUAAUAACAUCUGUAUUUUCUUCGGUUGAUCCAAUUAAAAUAACGUGGACAGUGGAUGUUUUAUAAACAUUACGGCAAAAUGAUUAAAUAAAUUAAGAUUAAGAUAACAGAUGAGAAUUAUACUUCAAAAGUAAGUUUUCUAAAGUACUCUGGACGGAAAUAAGUACUCUAAAUUAAAAUUGGAUACCGGUCAACUAUUAUUGGAGUUGUUUUUGUUGGUCCGAUAUUAACAAUAUUAUAAAUAAACAAAAUGUAAUGACGGGGACCGCGCUUCGUAAUUUAAACGAAGUGAAUGUAAUGUUAUGGGCUCCGAUUAUAUGAGCUCUAAAUGUUGUGAUUGUUUAUUUUAGUUUUAUUCUGUUAAAUUAUUUUUUAUCACGCCAUCAUGAUGCUCGUUCGACUGGUGCUCACCACGACAUUAUUUCUACUGGUUCUUGGGAUCAGGAAUUCAACGAGUCAGCUGCGGGAUGAACUUGUCGCGACAACUAAAGAUCGUCAGGCGGUUGAUAAAGCACAUGGUGGAAAUAACGCACGAAUAAGACGACAUGUUCUACGCGGAAUAGAAGAGGGAAAAGACGAGGCUCAGGACCACCGACAAGGAAGGACAGCUUUUAACACCGAGUCCCCAACCUCUAAGGCGAAACGCGAGCAGGUAUUCCGAAACCGUUUGGCAGUCCGCCGUCGGCAGGCCUUGACCCGAUCUGUUUCUCCGAAAAGCCAGCUGAAUUCCACUUUGAAAUCCUCUCUAAACAAUUCCCAGGACUUGUUGGAGGUCCAGGAGACCAGACACAGCGUCUACGUGACUGCCCCUUCAGACUCAGACUUGGAUGACCAGCCGACUCUUGAUGAGGAGAGCGAAAAAGAAGAAGAAGAUCAUAGCACAAUUGGUUCAUUAUCUCGCAACUCAUCGCCCAAAAACGGGUCUUUGACUCAGUCAUCGCAAAUGAGAAGAAAGAACACUGUAGUGAUGCCCGAGUCACUGUACAAUCAUUUCCGGCCAGUAGAAAGCAACAUUCCCAUAGAAGACAUGACGCAGUUUCGGUACUUUGGCCAGAAAAUCCGCCCGGAAAACACCACUAGCAACAAUUCCGUCGAAGUUACCAGCACUUCUGCUUCUCCUAUGCAGAGGAGGAGAUUUUUCAUCAAAGGGUUCAGCACUACUGCGACUCCUUCAUCGAAACUCGAGGAAAUGAUCAACGAAGAGAUGAACAUCGCAGUCGAUAAGUCUACUGUGGAGAGAAACAAGAUCCCCAAGACCAAAAACCUCCUCAGGGGCACUAAUUUGUAUCUUAGAAAGAGCCAAAGGUCAGAUUCUUUGCCGGCGAAUGUUACUGCCAAAAACGGAAGCACUGAAGGAAACUCUGUCCAGUUUGAUAUUGCUUCUAAUGAUGUUACACUGAGGAAUUUGACCUUAAAUGAUACCAAAGAUGAAUUCUUGAUAUCAAAAAUUGAAAAGCCCAAAAGUUCUUCCGUUCGUAGCAAAAAAACAGGAGUUUCGCAAACUGGAAAUAACAAAGAAGAAAAAGGGCUGAUGAUACCUUCAGAGUCUUCUCAGGUUCUCGGUAGGAUUUCGACAUGGCUGUCCAUAAACGCUGACCCAAUGACACCCUCGAUGGACAGAGAAAAUGUAGGUACUUCUUCUAGCUCGUUGCGAAUUGUUGUAACGGAGAUACCGACAGUAUCCGAACUAACGGGGAAUUCGUCUGGUUUAGAGCCUGUAAAUAUCAUUGCUGAGAACGUUGUUACUUUAGUGCCUUCAACAUCAACAUCAACAUCAACAUCAUCAUCAUCAUCAAUAUUAACUACAACAUUAACACCGACUACAACAGCGGCCACAGUAACGGAUACUUUUACUUCAGUAACAGGGAUUCCUAAUGAAGAAGCACCUGUUGCGCUAGCACAGCAGAUGCACCCGUAUGCCUACACGAUCACAAAUGUAACUCGGCUGCUAGGAAACUACUCCGGACCUGGGUCAAAUGACAACCCGUCGUUGACAACGUUAAAAGAACAAGUAAAUUCUUGGUUUUCUCCUCCUCUUGCUACCUCUGGCAUGGAUCUACUACACUCGACGCGCACGCCCGGCCCAGUCAGUGUUGCUCCGACUGCCGUUGAACACAGUGCUACAACUGAGCAGAGCACCCCGCUAACUGCUGCUGCGCUCUUGGUGGGAGAAACUUUUAACGAUACUACUUUACAGCAACAAGUCACCGCGUAUUCAGUUCACCGCAACACUUCUCAGGCAUCCACUGCGGUUCCAAUCUCGACUGAUAAUCCUGCUGUUGUUGGUUCUUCUAAUUCUAAUUCUAAUUCCAAUUCCAAUUCCAAUUCUACUCCCAAUCCCACCGAACCAACCAGGACUUUUGCUGAAGAAAAAGGACACCUUAAAAAAGUGACUGAUGAAGAAAAGACUACUGUAAGUUCAAUUGUUGACAAAAAAGUGACCAAUGACAAAAAACUGUUUAGGUCAACUACCCCCAGUGCAGUUAGUUCUGAAGGAAAGGAAGCUGACCAGAAUCUGCCCAGAUCAACGACUCCAGAAAGUGUCGAACGAAAGUCAACACUGAAGUUGACCACCGAAAGUGGGGAAAAGGUGCUAGAUAAAAAGGAGGUUAAUGACAGGAGGCUGUUGAGGAAGUCGGCCAGCGCAGUGCUCAAUCAGAGGAUCACUGGGGAGGAAUCUGUUAGAGAUUCUAAGAGGCGUCGAAGUGAUAUCAGAAGUGGAAUCAGAAGCACCAAAGGACGUGUUGAUGAAAGGGUCGGCUCGAGGUCUAUUGACGGCAAAGAUGAGGUGAUUCAACCGGUUGAUAGUUCUAAUAAUAGUUAUAAUAUCGGCAGUAUCAUGGCGAAUAGCAGCAUGAUAGGGGAAUCUGGUGCGAAUUCUGGGUCUGGUUUGCCUAUAGUUGGUGAAGGCCAGAAGUUUGAAGGUGUGAAGUUGAACUUGAGCGAGCCGGUGAAGGGGAACGGGGAAAGUGAUAGUGGGACUGGAUUUGGUGAUUUGAAAUUGGUUAGCUCAACCGUGAAAACUCCGGUUUUUCCUGUUACUCCGAUGAUUUUAGACGAUAAGGAUAAGGGAAAGAGUCAGGAUCAGGAUCAGGAUGUCGAUGGAAAAAUCGAAGAAACUGCGAAAGCUCCGGACAGACCGUUUGGAAUUGCGAAGGAUUUGGACCCUUCUGAAAUUCAGAAGAUGUACCGAUCCCAGACGACCUUGAAGCCGGAAGGAACAACGCUUCCGGAGGCAAACCUGGUGACCUCUCCGCAAACUCCAAAAAUGGAAUUGAAGAAAAAUGGAGAGAGGUCGCCGGAGGUCAGGGGAAGAAAUCUCUCGGACAAGACCAAGGACAAGGAUGAUGUUCUGCCGAUAAUGCAUUUGUACAAUACGUCGGAUAUUUUUAAUGGGACGAUGAAGGACUUGGAAAAUAGGGAGAACAGAACGGUGGAGGUGAAGACGGUAGAUGGAGAAGAAAAUGUGAGUGCGAAGGGUAGAAAUAGGGAAAGCGCGUCGAAUUCUACGAAGAUACAGAAUUCGAAUCCGGGCUCUGGUUCUCUCGGGAACAAAACCAGGCACAAACCGGUGUACUUUUCUGGCCCGGAACCCAACGGGUAUCAUCAGGUGAAUUCGAGUUUUUACGAACCCGGGAUCAUUCCGGUUACUAUGCGCGACCCGAUAAACAUGAGUGAAGUAAUCACCAAAAGGCACGACGGAGACACUUUAGCGACCCAGGAAACGGUCGUUAUCGUGAGUUACAUACUCGCGGGACUUGUUUUCUUCCCGAUUGUUGUUGGGGUGGUGCUUAUCUUCAGAAGACUGAUAAUAAAGAAUCGCAAGGUGCUGGAGGAGUCUGACACAUCAUCAGAGAUAAGCUGCAGGAAGGAUGCACUGAAUCUCGAGAAUGGGGACUUCAAGACCUCGAUCGAAAAGGCGAUAACCAAAUUGCCGAGGAUACAGCAUCUCUGCCACGAAGCAGAGAAACCGCCGCCUCCAGCGAAACAAGAGUCAAGAUGGGAGUUUCCUCGUGACAAGCUGAGGCUCCAAACAGUCCUAGGACAGGGUAAUUUCGGACAAGUAUGGAAAGCAGAAGCUGAUGACUUGACGGGUCAUAAAGGAACGACCCGACUGGUUGCCGUAAAAACUGUCAAAGAAGGCGCUUCUGCAAGAGAAAAGGAAGAUCUUGUCAGGGAAUUAGAAAUUAUGCAGCAGUUGGGGAAUCAUCCGAACGUCGUUACAUUAUUAGGCUGUUGCACUGAAGAAGAACCGCACUACCUGAUCCUGGAGUACGUGAUGUAUGGGAAGUUAUUGGCCUACCUCAGAGAUCACCGGACCAGACAGGAUUUCUACAACUUCAGUGAAGAUUCAGCAGCAUUGACCUCCCGAGACCUUACUGUGUUUGGGUACUGCGUCGCUCGGGGCAUGGAAUACCUCGCGUCAAAAAAGAUAAUUCACAGAGACUUGGCGGCGCGCAAUGUCUUAGUAGAUCACAAUAAAUUAUGCAAAAUAGCAGACUUUGGGAUGUCGAGGUUCGCCAAUGAAGAUGGAGAGUGCAUUGAGACGAGACAUGGAAGAAAUGCUUUGCCAAUUAGAUGGAUGGCUCCAGAGUCCCUUAUUUAUUCGUUGUUUACGACUAAAACAGACGUCUGGAGUUUUGGAAUUCUUAUGUGGGAAAUAGUAACUCUUGGUUCGACGCCGUAUCCCGACAUGGCGGCCAGAGAAGUAAUGAGGAACGUACAAGAUGGCUACCGACUGGAGCGCCCCUCGCACUGUCGCAGCGAACUAUUCAGGGUGAUCGCAAGGUGCUGGCACGCGGACCCAGAUCGUCGUCCAGAGUUCCAGCUUCUGAGACGCGAUUUGGCCCAACUUCUUGAAGACAAUAUGAACGGACACUAUGUAGAUCUUGAAAGUUACGCGUCUGAAUGUACCGACUAGUUUUAAAGUGCGAUGUCUUCAAUAAUGUGUAGUGAUAGCCAUCAAAGACACUAUUUUCAAAUACAGGGGCCAAAAAUUGGGUUUUUUUGGCUGAACAAAUUUUUUACAAUACACAAUUAAAUUCCCUUCCAAAUCAAUUUUUUUUUUAAUUGUAUAUAAAUUAAGAAGAAAAUUGUAAACUGAAAAAAUUAGGUUAUGUCUCAUAGAAGACAAAUAAAUUUUUAUUCUACUUUGUUUAUGCAAAAAUAUGAAACUAAGAACUUUGUUCGUCAAACAAACCCAUUGUCUCAUUAAUAUUUACAUGAAUAUAUAAAAAAUCAAUUAAUAUUUAAUUUAAAAAUCGUCUUCCAUUGUGCGGCUGUUUUUUAACCUGUAAAUACGAUGACGCGUUUAUAUUUAAUCGCAAAUCAAAAUUAUAAAAGACAGCCGUUGGUGGAAAAACUUAAAAAUAACUUUUUCAUAUAUAUAUAUAUAUUAUUACAUAUAUGUAUGUAAAUCUAAAUUUUAUAUUUUACGUGUGUAUAAACCUAAGGUUACUUCUAAUCAUUCUAGUCUUUUGACGUCCUGGAGAUACAAUCGACUUAUCGAAUAUUUUAUUGCGGACGAGCACAAUUGAAUCGUGUGAUAUAAAAUAAAUAAUCUAAUUCGUAAAUUAAAAAUUAAAUUAAGUAUAAUAAAUAAAAAAAAAAAAUUGUGUAUAAAAAUAAAUUAAUAACCUAAAAACAAUCAAAAAUUCGAUACUCGAUUAACCUCCAAGUCCGUCAGCUGAUACUUUGCAUAAGUAUUUUAUUUACUUAAUAAUAAACAUUAAUUGUAAACCACUAGCUAUUAAAUUUUCACUGUAACGAAAAUUUACAUAAUUAAAAAAUGUUGUUUUAUUAUAUUUUUUAAAACGAUCAGCACGUCCAGUAAUUUACAAUUAUUAAAUUGUGAACAAAAUGUCCAGUAAAUGUUAUUGUAUAUUAAAAGAUAAAACAAUCGA